UCCCGACCCAGUACACAACAGUACUGUUCGGCAAGUCGUCGUGUGUACAUCGAAGCGAGCGAAGAAAUAUCUGUGCAUCAUUUGUGAUUUUCAGUUGCAACAAAGAAGCCAGCAGCAGCCACAAAGAGUUUUUUGAAUGUGCACAGUAUAGUUAGAGUAAAUUUUCGCAACGACUAGGAUCGCACUAGAAGAGCACCAAAACUACCGUCCCAAGGGCCUACCGAGUGCAUCGUCGAAAUUAUGAUAGAAAACUCCGAUCAGAGCAAAACGGAGCCUUCCUUGUCGGCGCAAUCGACGCCGAAACAUGUCCAGGAAUGGAAACCACCACUAGAGGAGGAAGAGUCGGCCGGAACGGACCAACAAAUGGCUCCUCUAGAGCCGCAGAAUCCUCGACUGCUCUCGUCGCUGUACAGCUUUCUCGUCAUAGUCAGCAUUUUUCUAGUAGGCUUUGCCGCCUUCCGUAACACUUUAACCUGGCAUCUGCAACGUUUCUGGGGUGCCUCUGGGGAGCUCUGGCAGUCGCAAUGGGAUCGGUUCAUCGAUUUUACCGGUGAAGAUCCCGCCACUCUGUGGGUGCUAAGCACAACUAUUUUCACCAUGUUCGUUUACUGGUUCUUCGGUGGAAUCUACACGAUGUUCGAUAUGACCUGCAAACCGGCAUGCAUUCGUCGCUAUAAGAUGCAACCUGGAAAAAACGAACCGGUCGACCGGAAGCGGCUGGCGAAGGUUAUUGCCACGGUACUAAUGAAUCAAACCGUAGUCGGCAUUCCGAUGGCCGUUUUAAUGUACCAGGCAAUGCGAUUUCGUGGAUUGAAUGAUCUCCGGGAGCUGCCUACUUUCCACUGGGUACUAGCCGAGCUGGCAUUCUGUAUCUUUAUCGAGGAAAUUGGCUUUUACUAUGCCCACCGAUUGCUACACAACCGGCACAUCUACAAGUUCAUCCACAAGCAGCACCACGAGUGGACGGCACCGAUCGCCAUCACCGCCAUCUACUGUCACCCGAUCGAGCACGUGUUCAGCAACUUGGUGCCGCCAUUUUUGGGGAUCUUCAUGCUCGGCAGCCAUGUCGCUGUUGCCUGGUUGUGGUUCACGCUGGUGAUUCUGUCAACGCUGAAUGCCCACUCGGGCUACCAUUUGCCGUUUUUCCCCAGUCCCGAGGCGCACGAUUUUCACCAUUUGAAAUUCAACCAAUGCUUCGGAAUACUCGGCGUACUCGACCGCCUGCACGGAACGGAUACGCUGUUCCGCAACACUAAGGCCUACGCGCGGCACAUUAUGAUGCUGAGCUUUAUACCGGCGCGGGAAGCCUUUCCGGAACCAGCCAAAAAGGUGUUCUAGAAAGAGGAAGCGCCCGGACAUGAUUUUACUAAGCCCAAUAGAAUAUACUGUAGCAGGAUGUUUUCACGACUAACAAAGCAGUUGUCAUCUUAUUGUGUUUCGCACUGAAUACUCUACCGAAAUGUGGACUAAAAACUAUCGAAAUCGUAAAGCAAAACUAGUCAUCAUAUGUAGUAGAGGCGUAGCCAAAGUUUUAGCAUGAGGAUAAGAGAGAGAAAAAAAACACA
Molecule: messenger RNA, 1565 nt
Organism: Wyeomyia smithii (pitcher-plant mosquito)
Lineage: Eukaryota; Metazoa; Arthropoda; Insecta; Diptera; Culicidae
Product: fatty acid hydroxylase domain-containing protein 2
Exons: 5
Coding region: 241-1338 (365 amino acids)
Biological process (GO): sterol biosynthetic process
Molecular function (GO): C-4 methylsterol oxidase activity; iron ion binding
Source: RefSeq, a predicted model, not a curated record